AUGGAGUCUCCAAAAAUUCCACCAAUUUCCGCGUUGACAGCUCUGGAGCCACGACCCGGUGGCCAAUGGACCGUGAACGAGCAAGAGGGCGAUACCACCUCUCUGACCUACAUAAUGGGCAACGGCACCGAGGCGAUUACUUAUAAUAUGCGCCAGUGUCGAACAGAAGAUGAUGUUCGAAAACAUUGUGCCCCAUUUUUCUACGAGUAUACUGAUAACGUUUCUGAGACCGAAUAUUACCAUCAAAACGCUCACGAAGCUCCCACAGAGUUUAGAGAUGCACAAGGAGUAGCACCCACACUCUAUCAAUCACAAGAGGAAGGCGCAUUACGACAAUACUCGACGGGUCAAAUCCAGCAACCACUCCAAGAGCAUCUUCUCUUUAACACUGAAGCAACCAUUGUUUCACCAUCUGAAUCGCAAGCUCAAGCCAACAUUAUGAAAGUUAUCGAAGCAGACCCUUUCCAAGCAGCCAAGGAGCAUCUAGGCACACAUUACGAAGAAAAACGAGUGCCAGUUCUAGGAGUCAAGUCUCAUUUAGUCGAUGAUCUUAAUGCAGUGAAUUACCUCUCGCUGCAAUUCGCAUAUCCAGACCCACGACAGCUUUACAAUUACGCUUACACAUCCUCUACCGCCACACAACAGUAUCAGCCUGAGAUACCACAAAUGGGUUAUUUUGGGAUGGCUGAGAGUGACACGAUCGAUGUCGACAAUCCUUGGGACAUCGAUAAGAUGCUGGGCUACCAGGAGAACCAAGGCGAGAGAGAUGCAGGUUUACCCCCCAACAACCAAUACAACCCACACAAUGAGUUCUACUACGCCUUUUGA
Molecule: messenger RNA, 828 nt
Organism: Trichoderma aggressivum f. europaeum
Lineage: Eukaryota; Fungi; Ascomycota; Sordariomycetes; Hypocreales; Hypocreaceae
Exons: 4
Coding region: 1-828 (275 amino acids)
Source: RefSeq, a predicted model, not a curated record